AUGGACAGAAGGGCGCCUACUUCAUGCCAGCACAUCGGGAGGAGCCGCCCCCAACAAGGUUUACCCCAACAUGCUGCCCCAGGGAGGUCAAGGAAAUGUGAGCGACUACUACGCACCCGGCGAAUCAAAUCAAGAACAAUCGAAUUCAAUUUUAACUUCUUCUAUUUUGGCUCCCCAAUUCCAAUCACAAGUCGGCGCAAUGGGAUGGGUCGAUGUGCAAGUUGGCAGUUCACUGCCUGGAGGAGCACCCAUUGCAGAAAUCGACAGAAAUCGACGAUGACCGCCGUGGGAGGAGUGCCCGCUGGAAUCUCGACGAUGACGGUCUUGAAAGGAACUUCCACGAUGGCCGCUGUAGGAGAAGCGCCCGCCGGAACUUCAACAAUGACAGCCGUUGGUACUGCUCCCGCCACUUCGACUCGUACUGCCCUCAACAUUCUACCACAAGUCGGCGCAAUGGGAUGGGCCGAUGUGCAAGUUGGCGAU
Messenger RNA from Mesorhabditis belari, 483 nucleotides. The record is from the annotation of a GenBank genome assembly. Lineage: Eukaryota; Metazoa; Nematoda; Chromadorea; Rhabditida; Rhabditidae.